AUGGGAUCCCUGUUUAAUGAACCAAGUACCGAUUUCCACUUAAAACUUAAUGAACAGUUGUUUCAAAUACCACAUGAACUGUUACGUGAGAAUGUGAGAUUAGUGCAAAAACUCAUCGAUAAAGAGACUCAAGGGUUGAAUGAAGAUUUCCAGGAAAUGAAUGCAUUGCUAGCUGAAAAUGAAUUAGACCAAGAUAAAGUAGCUCUAACCAAAUUAGGUGAGAUUAUUAAACGUGUUGAUUCAUUUGAAAAGAAAUUGAAUAAGAGGUUGAACGAAGAUUUACAACUAUUGAAUAGAAUCAGGACAAGGGUUUCAUUUUUUCAAGACUUAGAGGAUGCAAAGACAUUGGGAGAUCACUCUAAAUUGACCCAAUGGUAUCAAGACUAUACCAAUUUACUCAUUGGCGAUUAUUUGAUUAGAAACAGUAAAAUAAGGGGAAAGGAAUUGAGCGAGGGUAAAUAUGGUGGAGAUGAAGACGAUGACGAAAGGAAUUGGAAUCCAGGUGUUAUGUUCCUAAGACAACAACAUUUGGAACAGUUAAUAGAUUAUGAUAUCUUGUUAGCUGCGAACAGAAUCUCAAAAUCUUUAACUGAAGAACACGAUUUGUCGCCUUUAAUUGAAUGGAUAGGGGAGAACAAGAACUUUUUGAAGAGAAACUGCUCUAUAUUAGAAUUCGAAGUCAGAUUACAAGAAUAUGUGGAGUUUCUGAAGAAUGGCCAAUAUAAAAAUGCGAUUGAAUGUUUCCAAUGUUUUCUUUUACAAUUUAUGGAGACAAAUUUUGCAGAUCUGAAAUUAGCAUCAGGCCUACUGGUGUUUAUAAAGAGCUGUGAACCACCUUCACCGCCUUCAACGGAUGGUAUCAUAGAUCCUCAAAUCAUUGCUGGCGAUGAAUUUGCAAAGGACGGAAAUUUAGUACUAAAAUCUAAAGCCGAUGUACAUCGACAUUUCUUCCACAGAAAGGCGUUUAAGAGUGCAGAUACCCCUACAAUGUCCAAUGCUUUCAAGUUUAACAACUUAACGAAGAACAUGGACUUUGCUCGUUAUACGGAUUUACUGGAUGCUAAAAGAUGGACUGCAAUAAGCGAAUUGUUUCUCAAAGAGUACUACUCCAUGUAUGGUAUCUCUCAUUUGGAUCCCUUGCUCAUGUAUUUAUCGCUUGGGAUUUCUACCCUAAAGACCAAAGAGUGCUUACAUGAAAGGGAAUUCUCCAGUUCAGAUUUUCACAAAUUGGAUGGCUUCAUCCAUCAAGGAGUUCUACGUAAUACAUGCCCUGUGUGCAGUAGUGAAUUUGCUCCCAUAGCCAAGGAUUUGCCAUAUGCACAUCAUACUCAAUCAAAACUAUUUGAAAAUCCAAUUAUGUUACCUAAUGGUAACAUUUACGACAUGAAGAAACUCAAGACAUUAGCGGCAACUUUACUACGAGAAAACUUGUACCCUUUGAAAGAUAACGAAGUUCUGGACCCGAUAGAUAAACAAGUGUUCUCAGAAACCGAUUUUGUUACGAUGUACCCGACAUGA
Messenger RNA from Zygosaccharomyces rouxii, 1518 nucleotides. RefSeq names its product glucose-induced degradation complex subunit FYV10 (gene FYV10). The transcript has a single exon. NCBI's taxonomy places the organism in Eukaryota, Fungi, Ascomycota, Saccharomycetes, Saccharomycetales, Saccharomycetaceae. Gene Ontology annotation, cellular component: cytoplasm; nucleus; GID complex. Gene Ontology annotation, molecular function: ubiquitin protein ligase activity. Gene Ontology annotation, biological process: proteasome-mediated ubiquitin-dependent protein catabolic process. The record is from RefSeq and is a predicted model, not a curated record. The coding region runs from base 1 to 1518 and encodes 505 amino acids.